Messenger RNA from Ustilaginoidea virens, 1356 nucleotides. RefSeq lists its product as uncharacterized. Bases 1 to 1356 code for a protein of 451 amino acids. Gene Ontology annotation, cellular component: SAGA complex. The record is from RefSeq and is a predicted model, not a curated record. Lineage: Eukaryota; Fungi; Ascomycota; Sordariomycetes; Hypocreales; Clavicipitaceae. The transcript has a single exon.
AUGGCUGACAGAAAGAAGCGCCGCAGGGAACUCGACAGUCUCAAGGAAAACCACGGCACGCUCUUCCGACGGUCCUCGCCGCACGCUGGCUCGGUCGAAUCCCAAGGCAACCACCACAUUCGCAUCGACGGCGGCCACGGCCACGGCCACGGCCACGGCGGCGGCGGCGGCAGCACAGGCAGCCCCGGCAGCAAAAGCGCCGGCAUGUCGCAACGCAACCGCAGCGGCCGCGGCUCCAACAGGAGCAACGGCAACAAUGCGCACGGCGAGGAAGCCCAGAUAUGGGACUCUUGCAAGAACCAAAUGGGCGAGAUUGUGUCCGGCAUCAACGCCGAGAACGACAACCUGGCCGAGCUUGUCGACAUGGACAAAAGGGUCGGCUCCAUGGACCCAAACCGGAUCCCCGGCGACGCGCUCAAGCAGAUGGAGCAGCUGUGCCGGAACGGUGUUCGGCACUCGGAAGCCAACGUCGGCAGCAUCAAGGCCGUCAUGGAGCAGCUAAAGAUCAUGAGGGCCGUCAUUGUCGCCAAGGAGCAGGCCGAGGGCGGUCCGUUAGCAGCACCCACGGGCAAACGCAACGCUCGAGACAGCGUCGCAGCCGCCGCCAGCGCCGCGUCUCUCUACGAUUUCGACGGGGCAGGAGACUCGCCCGUCCCCAGCCCCAUUGGCAAUUCAUCCAGAAAGUACGGCGACCGCUUGAGCACCCGGGACCGGGACCGGGACAGGGACAGAGACAGAGACAGUAAUAGGGAUAGCAUACCCCCAAAGGCGGAGAGCGUCGAGCCUCAAGGAGGGUCCGCCGGUACCAACGGGGGCGGCAGCGCCGGCGCUGGUAGUUUUGCAUCCGCGGGCGGGGCCGCAUCGGCCGUUCCCACUGCCGCCGCCUCGGCCUUGGCAGCCGCCUCGGCAGCAGCGGCGGUGGCGGUGGCUGCAAACAGCAACAAGUCCAAGGUCGUCUUCUCCAAGGGAGAUGCCGUGGCAUUCAAGCCCAAGGCUGGCGGAGAAGGGGUGUCGGACUGGAUCCUGGGCGAGGUGGCCCAGGUGCUGGGAGAAGGAAAGAGCCGGCGCUACAAGGUGCUGGACAUUGAGCCGGACGACCAGAGCAAGCAAAAGGAGUACCGGACGAGCGCGAGCAGCAUGAUCCCCAUCACUCCGGAGAGCCAGGCGAGCACGCUGAAGGGCUGGGAAGCCGGGCAGGUGGUCCUGGCGCUGUAUCCAAACACGACGACGUUUUACAAGGCCGAAGUCCAUAGUAUGGACGGCCAGGGCCGCGUAGAUCUCAAGUUUGAGGGGGAAAACGACUCAUCGACGCUGCAGCAAGUGGAGAGGCGGUUUGUGAUUGAGUACCGGGCGUGA